GUCGAAGUUCGUUUUGCCAACAGAAUCGUCAUUUAUAUCAGAACCAGUGUGCGAGAGACUCGGUCCUCCAUAUUCGCGUUUUGAUAUAAUAUCAAAAAAAAAGUAAAUUGGUGCAGAGAUUCCUGAACUUUUCUUAGUGUAGUUUGAUAUGCGAGGAGCAUUUCGGAUUUACCUGUUCUUCGAAUCAGUGAAUCUUGUUUUGCAUCUGGAAAGGACAGUGUGAAAGAAUCUUUUCGAUACUUGAAAAGUGUAGUAAGAGUGAAAUGAAAAUUCCGCCCCAUAAAGGAGUAUGACGUGACCCCGAUCCUUGCCGCACACGAUGAUUCAUAUCGGGAAAGUUACGGCUAUCGAUUGGAAGAUUUGAUUGUUGUAUUUUAUUUAAGUCGGACCAAGAAAAAGAAAAUCUUCCUAGGAAGCUUCUUUUAUGCCAUUUUCCAUGGGCAUACUUUGAGGCGUGAAAAGAAAAUCAGGUAGUGCGUGAUUGAAAACUGCCUAUGUGUCCGCGUGUGUGUGCGUUUCAUUGUUAGUGCGGAUCCAAACUGGGAAGAACAACCUAGCUCUGUAUGUGUGGAGAGAUUGGCUUGAAAAAAUUUAUGUUCAGCAAUUUGCGUCCCACGGCAGCCAAUCGUCCUUUUUUUAUCGCGUGUGUUUGCCACACCGAAAGUUUACUCGCUCCGGGAUUAGUACUCCUUUGAGUGGUCAGCAUAAGUGUGACACUAACUCGAUUGUCGGUAGGAUAACUUCCGCUGCUAGUAAAGAAGAAGAAAGUGUAGUGAAUUUUCAAUUAGAGGAAAAUUGCCUGCAGGAAUGGUGUUGUGACACAAUUGAAAAGCGGGGGUGAUAUGAAGGAGUACUAACACAAAUAUACAAAGAAUAUGCGUUUGGAGUAAGAAAAAUAGAUUUUCGUUGUUACAUAAAACCCACUGUACGAAAAGUGGACCGGGCUUGAGUUGCGUUACAAAACUUACUUCGCUUGUUGUUGGGUUGAUCUUUUGCUGAAAAUUUCUUCAACUUUAACGCUGGUAUCGACAGAAGAGCUACAAUUCGUCACAAUGGGUACGGUGUUGAGUUUCAGUCCCCGGGAGCGUCGGCCCAUUUAUUCCACGCAUCAUCACAGCGCUGGGACUUUGUCGUCGUCUAAUUCAGCUGAUUUUCCGCUGAACAACUACUCGUACGAGCAGCUGAAUAAUGUGAAGAAUCGUGAAAACACGAAACCGCCGAAUCUGAUCCAAACGGUGCCUAACAACAAUGCCAUUAACAAUAAUAACUUGAAUCUUAGUGGUAAGGACGAUGGGAAGAACAAUAAUUCGAACAAUGCUGGAACAUUGAUGCUGCUGCAGCAAACACAUCAGAGCAGCAUCACCGGAAAUAGUAACAUCAACAGCAUCAACAACAACAUCAACAGCAACAACAAUAGCAACAGCAUACAGGAGCGCAACAAUAAUAACAAUAACACAGACAGCUCUCGAAUCCUCUCAGAGAAGAAUGCUCUGGAGAAAAAUCUCAAGAAGCAUUCGCUGUUCAUCAAUGCACUUUCAUGGAAGCGACUGGCUGCAUCCCAUGGCAAGAAGAAGCUUGACAACCAGAAGAACAAGUCAGCGAACCUGGCGACGGCCACAUUCCGCACUCCACUGACGGACACGGUCCACCCGAUGGUGGACAAGAACAAGAACCUCCAGCAGUCGCAAUCGUUCACGCAGCCCAUCAAUGGUGCGCACCAGCAACUGCAGCCGAUUCAGGUGUCCGGACAGCAGGGUCAACAGCAUCAAACGGUCUACUUCACCCCCGGCGGACCGAAGGCACUGCUAGCGUUGGACCUGGUGCGGGCCAACAAUACCAAUCCACUGUCGCAACCGGAUAAGCUAGCACCGAAACUGCCGCUGCAGUUACCACUGCCGUUGCAACCGAUCCUUAGCCAGCAGCAGGCUCAUCAGCAGCAGUCACAGCUUCCACAGCAGUUGCAGCACCACGGACAUGGGCCGCGGAAAACCGUCAUUCAGGCCUCAACUUCGGAACUGCUGAAAUGUUUGGGUAUGUUCCUCCAUGACCGGUGCCGAAAGUUGCGAGAUUUUCAAGCAGGUGACGCCGUGAUGUGGCUGCGGGCAGUCGAUCGGAGUCUACUGCUUCAAGGUUGGCAGGAUGUUGCUUUCAUCAACCCAGCGAAUGUGGUGUUCGUUUAUAUGCUAGUUCGGGAACUAGUCGAUGGUGAGGAGACCAAGGAAGCGGAACUGCAGGCAGCGGUGCUGACUUGUCUCUAUCUGUCCUAUUCGUACAUGGGCAACGAGAUUAGCUAUCCCCUGAAACCAUUUCUGGUGGAGGAUUCAAAGGAUAAAUUCUGGGAUAGAUGCCUACUAAUCGUAAACCGGCUGUCAUCCAACAUGCUGAGAAUCAAUGCCGAGCCUGGUUUCUUCACUGAAAUUUUCACCGAGCUGAAGGCCUGCGGCAUGAACUCAACCAGCUCGAACCCGAACGGAAACCUGCCGUGUGGUGCGGCUUGACGCAGCACAAGCAGCAGCCGACAUCCCCGUGAAGUCGUUGUCCGGUUGUCGAUUGCCGGCCAGCAGCAAAAAUACCAGCACCAGACUACCCUCCAGGAGCUGACAAGCGUGGUUUAAAUGACAGCGCUACCAUCAACCUUUGCCAGAACAGAGCAGUACCGACGUUGAUCGAACGACGAACACAGCCAACGAGCGUCAAGCCUACUCGACAUCAGCCUAGUAAUCGUACAUCCCAACACUAUCAUCCUCACGCGUCAACAGCCACCCACCCUUUGGCAAAUUCAUGUUUGCUACUUUGAAAGGUUGUUCUGAACUGCUCUCUAGUAGAUUCAUGUCGUCGUUGUAGUUCCGGUAGUAGCCACAAUGUUAGUUGAAGCUAUACAACGAUGUAGUGCAAUUCACAUUUCUGCAAACAAGGUUGAGGUAGCACCCACAGGUUAUUUUUCAUUUCUGUGCAUCCUUCCUGUCCUGCUUUUCUCUGAUUUGACGGUCAGGCAGGUGACAGAGCGUAUCGGUUAGAUCACCAGAGGAUGUUACUCGUAUACUACUUAGCUUGGUUAUUUAGGCCAACCAAAAUGUUUGAUUUACGAGAGAUGUCUAGUAUUUAACGUUGUAGUUGUACAAAGCGGGAAAAUCCAACGAACCACAAAUUUUGUCAGAAAUCGGAAAUAAGGCAAAAAAGAUUUACUUAUUACUUAUUAUUUUUUACAGAAGUAAGACAAGCGAAAAAUAUUGUGAUUUGAAACGAGCAUUAUGAUAAAAUUGAACUCGGUUUAUUAUAUAACAAAGCAACACAGUAAAAUUCUAUGAAAUUGAUAUCUCGAAUCGAACGAAAAUCAUAAUAACAAUAGGUUGGUAAUUGGCUAAAAGACGUUGGUUAGAGUAAUACGCACGGUGAAAUGCAGAUGUCGCAAAGGUUUCCAUAAAGUGAGAGUUUCAAAUAGGUACUCACAAUACAAGACAUUCAAUGCAAGCUGACAUGCUUGUGAACUAAGUAAAAUCAACAAAGCAACCCUGUUAAUAGGAAACAUUUUUGUAGUCGAUGUUUGACAGUAGCGUUGAUUGUAUGCACAUGGAGGUCCUUGAAAAAAUUUCUAAACGGACGACGUUUUACACAAGUUUUCGAUCUAUAACAAGGACCAGCCCAAAUAAAUAUAGAUUUUUGUUUGUUUACUCACUCAAUUCGUUCACGGAAUAGAAGGUGAGGUUAUGUUAUCAGGCAACAAGAUCAGUUCGUCAUUAAUUACAGUAACUGCUCGCUAACUGGGCUUCUUUAUAACUGGGCGCUCGCUAGCUGGGACGAUUCUCAACUGAAAAACAACAAACGUCAAUGAUCAAAAUGAUCAAACGAAAGGCACGUAAAUAGGGAACAUUAAAGAAUGAUGCUGCUGCUUGUUGAUUUCGCAGUUAACUUUCUAGUUUGACCUUCUAGCUUGGGAUCCCAUAGCCAUAGCAACAUAAGCAGUAACAACACGAAUAGAACUUUCUUUCUAGCGAUCAACUUGAAAAUUUAAAUCUUUUUGAAAAUUGUCGCAAAGCAGCAUUAGCCUACUGUUCAUCGAAAUCCCCCUCGAUGUUUAUUUACGUUUGAAAUGACAUCCCAGUUAGCGAACCGAUUUCGAUAACUGGGAAGUGCUCUUCGCCAGUUAGCGAACAGUUACUGUAAUCAGUGUCAGCAGUUUGUGCAUUAUUUUAAAAAUAUAAAGUUUUUGCGUCAAUGUUUCCUUUAAAGUGAAAACGUUGAAGCACUUUUUGAAAUAUCAAUUUCACGGAAUGAAUAUUUGUUUAAUCAUCAAGACUAUUCUGAUGAAUAAAAUCAGAAGCCCUGAAAUUGUUGAUUUUGCUCGCUUUGUACGAAAAAAAGCUAAAACUCACUUUUUUAUCAUGCGAUGCCGAAGACGAAGAUAGGUGAAGGAAAAUAUUUAUUUCAAACAUGGUGAUAUAACUUUAUUGAACGCAAAAUCCAAGCAAAACAAAGCACUACUUUUGCACAGGAAACAGAUUCGGAAUGUGGCCGUCUCCGAAACAGGGGUUUGUCUAGUCAGUAAGUGAAUGUUUAUGAUCGGUAAUAAAUACAUAAAUGAAAGAAAUGAGAAUAAUAAACCAGACGAGAGAAGAGGAAGAAAAGUAUUUUGUACGCUGGUUGAAAAUCGGGUAGUUCAAUUAGAUCUGUUGUCAAAAAAAAGGAAUUUUUUUCAAGUUCGUUCCAUUAUUACUUAUUGCUUAUUCGUCAUUUAAAAACCAUAAUGCUUAAAAACUAAGUUGCAUUCCAAUAGAUAAUUUUGACACAUAUCAGGAAUGUGCAUAACAAAAUACGUAAAAAAAACCUUUCAACCCAAAGCAAAGUUCGCAUGUUUUUUUUUUGUAUUGUUCAUCGAUUUAUUGUUUACCUUUGGUUCAUAAACCGAAAAUAUGUUUAUGUUUAUGUUGCAAUUUUGUUUGUUCGCAUUUGACUUUAUCAUUUAAGCUGAUUCUGAAUCUGAAAUGUGUAAAUAGUACUGUUUUAAAUCCACCAGUUGAACUGUCGACAAGUACUCUUUAUAUUUUGACAUGCUUAGAAUAGAGGUUAAAGAAAAAACGCAAGUCCAUCCAAAGAUUUAGUCGCAAUUUUUAAAUCAAGAUACGCUCACUUUCUUGACUAGUUUUAAAUAAUUACAUGUUUUCUUGUACUUUCCAUACCCCCAUAUGAGUCACGUAUGUGAACAGACUUGAUACGUAUGGGACAAGUAUGCGUACACGGAAAGCUAUCUACGAGAAAUCUCAUUUGAUAUUAGCAAAUUCCCUCAACUUUUGAAAUUGUAUGAUAUUAUACAAAAACACACGUUUUUCGUACCAAAGUGUUGCUGUUGUUUUUUCUUAGUUAUGUAUUUUGAAGUAGUUCUAAUAUUGGUACUUGCACACUCAAGGCUCUAGUUUGGUAUAUAUUUUGAGUAUUGCCGUAGCUGGAUUUCAUUUUUCUUAAAUUUUUAUAAAAGAUGUCCUACAAAAGUUGAGUGGAAUUAGUGCCCAAACCCAUUAUCGAAAAUACUCUGUAAAUAUCACCUCAAGUGUUUCCAUCUAACUACAUCCAUACUUUAUUCACUGUGACAUUUGUUUACAAAAAAAAACUCAUCUCAAUAUACUUAAGAAAACUCGAAAUGAAAGUGAUAACUUGCUGGCAUUUUCAAAGGAUUCAAAAAGCUGGCCGGAAUACGUGCAAUAACCCCAGAAUAUCUAAUACAAAGUUCAACUCGUUCGUAAAUACACCGAUAAAUGACAGAGGAGAGUUUGGAAACUUCUUGAAUUAAGUAAAAAAAAUGACCGAGAAUGACAGUUUUGUGCAAUAAAUACCAUUAGGAUUCGAAGAGAAAAAACGCAGAGUUAAAAAAGCUAUUCGAAUUGAGAAAAAACUUUCGAAAUCUUCCGAGAAUACUUCAUCACACCUAAAAAUAACUUUAAGUUACAAAUUGUCAGCAUUUCUCGAUCCAAGUUUUAAGCGCUAUCAUCAUUUUUCCAAGUUAAAAAUUAUUCCGUUGUUCACCAACUGUUCACUUCCUCACCCAUAGAGAGAGCUAUACUCUAUUUAAUAAAUUCAUCAGUAUCUUAGUUUGGCUAGAUUAUCUUGUGGACAGCGAGAACAUUAGUAUAUACUAGUUGAGAGAAUAGUUCAUAAGCUCGUCACAAAUCCAAUGAGAACUAAUUAAACAAACAAAGCGGAUACGGAGUAAUGUCAAAUAAUACACAAACACUCACACACACAAAUAAACCAAAUGGAAUACUGUUGAAUGUUAAUUACUAAACCAAAAACUAACAGCAAAAUUCAAAAUAAAUGCAAGUUAUUAACAAAUUGGGUCGAGAUGUACGCGAAUGGCGAAAUGUGAUUCAGUCAAACAGAAGCUGAACAAAAAACUUGCAGCGAAAAGCGUUUCAACACUGCAAAAAUACCUAGACAAAAGUGUGACAUUAAAACAAGUUCUACACAAAAGUAAAGGUUGAAUAGAAAAGACUAAAGACCAAUAAAAUUAUUAAAUUAGAAUUGAAAUGUUGUUGAUACAAAUCCUUGAAAACCUAUAACAGUUGCAAAAAGGGACAGCCAGCAGAAUCAAACUAGUUGCUCUGUUUGUGAGAGCAAUUAUUGGUUAAUGAUAUGAAAAAAAAAAACAAAGUGUUUACGCGUAGAUGUUGUAGCUAACAUAGGAUCAACCGUAUUUGGAAGUCACAAGUGGACACAUUUACACAUUCACAUUUAGACCAACAAAUAAUGAAUGCCAAACAACAACAAAAGAAAAAUAGCUACCGCAAAGACGAAGAAAAAACUUACAUAACAAAUCCAUCAUCAUUAACAAAAAAACCGACAGUUAAACAACGUUGAAUAGCAAGAACAGUCAAAACAAACUUUCAAUUCCGAAUAUAUUCUUAACUCCAGCAAGUAUGGUUCAAGGAACGAAAAGCAGCGAUGAAGCGGAUUACACUUCGAACAAAUGAUGGCGAGAUAAAUGAUCUUUUGCAACCCUAAUAAUCCCAGUUUGAUGAAAUACUUGGUGAGAAAAUAAGAAUUAUAAAAAAUAUAUGAUAAAAUAAUACUACUGAAUAAAACAAAUUAUAAUUUUUAAGUAGAAAAAUAAAAACGAAAAUAAAAAAUGUA
Molecule: messenger RNA, 7122 nt
Organism: Wyeomyia smithii (pitcher-plant mosquito)
Lineage: Eukaryota; Metazoa; Arthropoda; Insecta; Diptera; Culicidae
Gene: Cdk5alpha
Product: cyclin-dependent kinase 5 activator 1
Exons: 4
Coding region: 1053-2498 (481 amino acids)
Biological process (GO): activation of protein kinase activity; positive regulation of cyclin-dependent protein serine/threonine kinase activity
Cellular component (GO): protein kinase 5 complex; cytoplasm
Molecular function (GO): cyclin-dependent protein serine/threonine kinase activator activity; protein kinase binding
Source: RefSeq, a predicted model, not a curated record